AUGGAUACCGAGACGGAACCGCUUCGUGUCAAGGCCACGGGCUUUAAGAGGCGCCACUAUGUGAAGCUCUCGGCGCUCCGCCGCUCCCCCGAGCCCAAGCGACCGCCGGGCAGCAUGGCGGAAGCCCCGCUGGUGCCGCGGACGGCCAGCGGAGGCGGUGGCAGCGGAGCAGUGGAUGGGGGGAGCGGAGGCGCGGGGUUGGGGGGAGCCGACAAAGAGGGCGAGCAGGCGUCGCGGAGCGCGUGUCCAUUUGUGGCGCCGACGCUGGCGUUUCUGGUGGCUCGGCGGCGCGCGGUGCUGGUGUGCGCUUCGGCGCUUUGCGCGGCGGUGGCGGCGGGGCUGUUCUGCCUGGUGUACUUCCUCCACCUCGCCUCCUACCAGGUGCCGCGCGCGUGGCGCCUCGCACGCACAAGGGCUCCGUUGAAGGGGGGGCUGGGCAACAGGGUUGGGGCAGAGGGUGGUUGGGAGAAGGGGGAGUCGCUGUCAUCGCAGUGUGCGCUGUGGGCGCACGAGUUGGGCAGUGCACUGCAAUCAUCGCUAGGAGGGGUGCGCGCGCUGGGGGACACGCUCACAGUGCUGCACGCAGCCGUGGACCAGGCGGCGUUCACGCGCCUGGUGGCCUCCACCGACUACACGCGCCCGCUGCUCGCCUUCCCCCCCCCGCCCCCUCUCGCCACUGCAGCAGAGGCGGGGGCGAGUGGGUGGGGGCAGGGGGCGAGCGCCAUGGGGUACGCGCUCUCGCUCAACCACUCCUCGCGCGCCGCCCUCCAGAACCGCUUUCUCAACGCCACCUGUAUCUGGAAUGUGAGUGGAGAGUGCGUGCCUCAGCAGCAGCACUACCUGCCACUGCUCCACUACUCGCCCACCCUCGCCACCAUCCUCUCCCACCUCGCCACCGCCAACAGCAGCACAAGUGGCGUGGGGGCGGCUUAUGUUGGACUGGACAUGCUUUCUGUCCCCCAGCUGGGUCCCGCGGUUGCCCUCUCGGCGCUCUCCGCCCUCUCUGCCCGCCUGCCCUGCACCCUCUCCCCACCCUUCGCCCCUCGCUUCCCCUUCCCUGACAACUCCUCCUCCGCGCCCACCUCUGCCCCCACACCCACCACCAUCACCUCCUCCUCAUCGACCAGCAGCAGCGACCAACCGAGGUCGUUUCCUGCUAAUACAUCUUUGGCAGCAACAGCAGCAGCAGCAGCAGCAGCUCAGUCGCCUGCGGAGCAGCAGCAGAGAGCAGUGGUGGCAUCAGUGCCCGUGUAUGGACGAGCCAUGCCGCCCAACGCCACGUCAGACGAGAUGCAAGCAGCAGUGGUAGGAUUCGCGUUUGCAGUGGCUGACAUGCAGCUCGCCCUCUCACAGCUGUCUCAGGCGCCGUCCAGCAGCAGCAGCAGCUGUGGGUCAGCGGCGCUGCUGCUGCAGCUGCAGGACACCACGGCCGCCACCACCACGCUCGUCCUCGCACAGUAUCCCCCGCUGCAGCCCCCCGCCAUGCCUGAGGCGCCCUCGUCCUUCCCUGCAGCGCACGCCGUGCCUCUGCCGGCAGUGGGCCGCCAGUACACCCUCGCCUGCAGGUACCAGUCACGGCCGUUCCCGUACAUGGCGGUGGUGUGGCCGUGUGUGGCGGUGGCGGGGGCGGCGCUGGUGGUGGCGGUGGUGUAUGUGGUGGCGGGGGAGGUGGUGCGCGUGGAGGGCGACCUGCAGCGCAUGGCGGCGCUCAAGGAGCAGAUGCGCGCCGCCAAGGUCGCUGCUGAGGCCGCCAGCCGCGCCAAGGGCACAUUCCUCGCCACCAUGAGCCACGAGAUCCGCACUCCCAUGAACUGCGUCAUCGGCAUGCUGAACCUGCUGCUGCAGACGCCCUUGGACGCGGUGCAGCUGGACUACGUGGAGACGUCGCGCACCAGCGGCAGGGCGCUCUGCUCCCUCAUCAACGACAUCCUCGACCUCUCCAAGAUCGAGGUGCGCUGGCCCCGCACUCCCGUGCUCCACACCCACACCACACGCCCCCUGCUCUCCACACCUAUGUGCACCGCACCGCACUGCACCCCUUCACUCUGCUCCUCACUUCCAAUGCUUCACUGUGUAUUGCCUGCACACAGCACAGCCUGGCAUCACCACCGAGUGCCCAUAUUCAUCCAUCAAGAUCGAGUCGCUCUCCUCUCUCCAUUCAAUUCCUGCUCCAGUGGUUCCUUCCUGCAUUAUAAUGCCCCUUCUCCUCCCCCUCCCCUCCCUCCAUGGGUGUGUGUGUUGGGUGCGUGCACGCGGGGGCGAGGGCAGGCGGGGCGGAUGGAGCUGGAGAGCAUGAGGGUGGACGUGAGGGCGGAGAUAGACGACGUGCUGAGCAUGUUUGUGGAGCGCACGCGCAACAAGCCGCAGGUCGAGGUGGCGGCACUCGUGCACGACGCGGUGCCCACGUUUGUGCUGGGCGAUGCGCUGCGGCUGCGGCAGGUGCUGAUCAACCUGCUGUCCAACAGCUGCAAGUUCACCGCCCGCGGCCACGUGCUCAUCACCGUGCGCACCGCCGCCCCCCAUGACGACCUCGCCGUCCCCGGCGCCCACUUUGCCGACGCCCGCUCCCUCGCCCGCACCUCCCUUGCCCACUCCGACCGCGCUGCUCCCAGCACCAGCGCUGCUGCAGUCACUAACACGCCCAGUGCUGAUGGUGCGGGUGCAGCAGGAGGCGGGUGGAGCUCCACCCCUGCCCCCGCUGGAGGUGCUGCCGCAAGUGCAGAUAUGUUUGCGUCUGCCGCUGCUGGUGGUGGUGGUGCUGGCAAGACCGGCGUGGCGCAUGCAGAUGGUGCACGGGGAGAAGUGAGUGCGCGUGCUGGGACAGCGAGGGGUGCAGCGCCUGGAACAACAGAACUGGCAAAUGGCAGGAGUGGGGAGGGCGGAGAGGAAACCCGCAGGUUGCAUGGAGGUGACUCAGAUGCAUGGGAGGGAGAGGUACACGGGGAAAAGGAGGAGUGUACUGGUGAGGCGGGCGCAGGGGAGAUGGUUGAUGGGGGCUCCUCCGGCGCCGUCACGCAGGCUCGAGUCGAGGCGGAGGGUCAGAUGGGCAGUGAUGGGCAGGGGCAGGGGCAAACGGGGCAGCUGCAGAACAAAGAGAUGGGGCAGGGGCAGGGGCAGGGGCAGGGGCGGAGGGGUAGGCAGGGGGAGUUUGAGACGCUGAGUGGAGUGGAGGCGGUGGAGAGCUGCAACAGCUGGGCGCGCAUCCAGGCUCUCAUGGAGCGCCCCCCCCAGGCAGGCCCGCCUCCGGGCCACCUGCAGUGCACGCCUGCAGCGCCGCACAGCAGUGGUGGGGCUGCGGGCAGGGCGGGGGAGCACGGGGGAGGUGAAGCACAGAGUGGGAUGGUGCGGCUGGUGGUGUCCGUUGAGGACACGGGGCAGGGCAUACCGUGGGCGGCGCAGCCUCGUCUGUUUCGGCCGUACGUGCAGGCGGACAUCAGCACCACGCGCACACACGGCGGCACUGGCAUCGGCCUGUCCAUCUCGCAGCACCUGGUGGCGCUGAUGGGCGGCAAGCUGGCGUUUGUGAGCCGCCCGGGCGUGGGCACGACCUUCUUCUUUGACAUGACGCUGCCCUUUGACAACCCCCCGGACCCCUCCCAUGACGCCCCCGCCUCUGCUGCUCCUGCUGCCGCCGGCAAGAGGAGAAGUGCCCCCGCACUUGCCUCUCGAGUCUCUGACCUUCAGGGGUGCACAGCGGUGGUGCUGGACGACCGGCCUGUGAGGCGCGCCGUCACAGCCACGUAUCUGCGCCGCCUCAGGCUCAACGUGCUCCUCGCUCGCCGCUGGGAGGACCUCCCCCCACUCCCCGCCCUGCCACUACCACCCUCCCCUCCUGCCCCGCCUGCUCCUGCCACUCCCCCCCAAGCUUACCCAUCCUCCCCGGGCCCACUGGCAGUGGUGGGCGUGGUGUCCCCUGCACUGCCAGGUGUGGCAGCAGGCAGCGUGGCAGCAGCAUCGCUGGCGGGGCAUGAGAGUGGUGUCACGCCCCUCUCUGAUGCCGGGCCAUCUGUUGCCGGGCCAUCUGUUGCCGUGGGAGUCAUGGCAGGCGCAGCCAGCACAGCAGCAGGCAGUGCGGGUGGCGGCGGGUCAGGGCCCCCAGCGGGCACUCCAUCGGGCGGUGCGUUCCUGCUGGUGGACGCGGAGACGCUCGCCCGCCAUGCCCGCGCCUGGCGCCACUCACUGCCCACGCCACCUGCACGCAUGCAUGAGGGAGGGCGGGGCGAGGGAGGCGAGCCUGGGGUGGGAAUGGCAGGCUUGGGCACGGGCAGGGAUGGUGGCGGGGCGGGGGGUGAUGUUGCAGGGGCGGAGGCAGAGGCAGAGGCAGGGGCAGGUGUGGGGCGUGAUGGGGCAGGUGGAGGGGAGUGCGCAGUGCCCAUUGUGCGCGCAGGCGGCGAGAGGACAGCCGUCCUCCCCUCCUCGCUGUGGAGGGCAGGGGACGCGUCCCAACAGUUGUGCGCCCCCCGGGCAGCCUCUGACGGGGCUGCCUCACCCCCUCUCGGCACACUCGCUUCUGCCACCCCCCCCACCCCUGCUGGCAGCGUGGAGAGCCCCGACGGCAGCAGUGGCGCUGGCAGUGACGCCAUGGGAGGUGGGGGCGGGGGAGGCAGCGGCGUGCUGACGAGCGCUGCUGCCAUGGCCACUGCUGCUGCCUUCUGGACCAGCCGACAGCAGCAACAGCCGGGAGGAGUGGAGGAACAGCAGCAACAAGAGCAAGGACCAAGCAUGGAGAGCGUGGCCGCCCAGGCGGGCUUCCACGCCACGCUGCUCAAACCCAUCCGCCGCGCCGCCCUCGUGGGCGCGCUGCUGCAGGCCGCCAAGCACAGCAGCAGGGGGGGCAGCAGCAGCAGCACACAGGGUGCAGAGGGCGGGCAGGGCACCUUGGGUAGGCGAGGGGAAGGAGGAUCUGAAGGAAGGAGAGGGACAGAAGUGUCAAGUCCCGAGAAUUUUAGGGGCGUGACGGGUGGGGAGCACGAUUACGUGGUUGUGGUGGAUAACGGGGCAGAGGAUGCCUGUGGGGCAGGUGCAGGCGAAGCAGAGAGAUUGGAUGGAGGAGAAUCUGUGGAGUCAGACAUGGCGCUUUCCCCUGUCACGCUCACGGGAAGGAGUGGAAACAAGGAAAUGCGUCUGAAGCAAGUGGAGGCAGGAGAGAGGAGUGGUGGUGAGAGGAGAGUGGCGGUGGAAGGGCGGGGUGGCAGCAGUGCGGCGUUGGCGAGUCCCGGGGCGAGGAGGGUGGCUGAGGGUGCCCCACAGUCGCUGACUCAGAUGCUCACUGCAGUGCUGCAUGGCAAGCACUUUCUGGUGGUGGACGACAACAUGGUGAACCGCAAGGUGAUAGCCAAGAUGCUGGAGCGAUACAAGGUGCACGUGGUGCCUGUCGUGGGGGGUGCUGUGGCCGUGGCCAAGGUGGUGCCUGGCCACGCCUUCCACUGCAUCCUCAUGGACGUCCAG
Messenger RNA from Closterium sp. Naga37s-1, 5448 nucleotides. The record is from the annotation of a GenBank genome assembly. NCBI's taxonomy places the organism in Eukaryota, Viridiplantae, Streptophyta, Zygnematophyceae, Desmidiales, Closteriaceae.